Molecule: messenger RNA, 3041 nt
Organism: Colias croceus (clouded yellow)
Lineage: Eukaryota; Metazoa; Arthropoda; Insecta; Lepidoptera; Pieridae
Gene: KrT95D
Product: phosphofurin acidic cluster sorting protein 1
Exons: 19
Coding region: 77-2713 (878 amino acids)
Biological process (GO): protein localization to plasma membrane
Source: RefSeq, a predicted model, not a curated record
GACAAUGCAAGUUAAAACCGACAUAUAAGUGCAGUGUUGUGAAAGUUGUACCCAGUUGUGUUGGUGCUGAUUAAAAAUGACCGAGAAAAAUAAAUCCGAAAAGAUGACUAAUUCAUCGAAACCUGUUCCUAUGAAACUUUUUGCAGCCUGGGAGGUGGACAGGACUCCAUCCAACUGUAUCCCAAGGCUAUGCACCCUACGCGUGACGCGGUUGCGCGUGUGUGGCGCGCUCGGUGAGGCGGGCGGUGGUGCGGCGGCCGGUGGCGCGGGCGCGGUCACCCUCGCGGCACGCAUGCACAGCAGCAAGCGCACACUGCGAUCAAAUGAUAUCACUAUACCGCCAAUGGAUGUCGAAUUGGACCUCUGCUUCUCACUGCAGUACCCGCACUUUGUCAAACGCGAUGGCAACAGGUUGCAGAUAAUGUUGCAGCGUCGCAAGAAGUACAAGAAUCGCACCAUACUGGGCUACAAGACGCUCGCUGAAGGUGUCAUCAGGAUGGAUCAGGUGCUCCAAAGGUCCAUGGACAUGGAGCUAGAGCUGAUCAGCGUAGGUGGCAAGGUGGGAGCGGCGGCUGGCCAGCCAGUCGCGCGGCUCACCAUCACCGGGUUAGCUUCAACGCCCGUGGACCAUGACACUAAGAAUAAUAAUACGCUGUUGAUUACAGAGCGAGGUUAUUCAGACGAAGAAGAAGAGGGUGAAUUCAGUUCAGUGGAAGAGGCUGAUGAUAUGACGUAUGGUGCACCGGCGAGGCGACGGCCACAUAGACAGAUCGAGUUUAACAAGGCGGAUUUCUCUUAUACAAAGCUGGGCUACAUGGAGCGAGAGAGACAGAACUAUAUCCGCUCGAAGGCGCACGAGAGGGACAGCGAUAGUGAGCUCGAACACGCGCCGAGCAAGCGCAAAGGCAGCCGCGGCAAGCUGGCGCAACGCAACCUGAAACAGAAGUUCGCGGCGUUGCUGCGCCGAUUCCGCGUGCCCGAAGAGAUGGGGGAACGAGGCGCGGCGCGGGACAAUCAUAACGCGCAACGGGACAUUGAUGAACUGUUUCAGGAACUCGAAUCGCUCUCUUGCGGCGAGGGUGAGGAUUCUGGUCCCGACCAGAUGGACACCAUCAGUAUCGGCUCCACGCCCAAGCCCUCGCUGCGGCCGUUCUUCAGCAGCUCGCGUAGUCUUGCCAACCAAGACCACCAUAGACACUCGAAUGUGACGCGGCACGCGAGCGUCGCGUCCGCGGCCGAGCUGCGUCCGCGCGGCCGACACACGACGGUCUCGUUCACAGAAUCGGAAGCUGUACGUAGUUCAGCCGGGGAUGAGAGAGGCAGUGAGGGGAACAGUGACGGUGACGCUACCCUCGACGCUCCGGUGUCUGGUGCGUCGGUGUCCAGCUCGCCUCCUAAUGAGACUAAGGAGGACAAACGCUCACGGCUAUUCCGUAGUGCGACAAGCGGCGGCAACUUGACCCCAGCGUCUGGCGCUAGGAAGAAGAACUCGCUAGUGAUUGGAGGAGAGCGGCCGCUGUCUGCGCACGAUCUGCCCGCAUUGAGUCCAACUACGUUGGAGCCGCGGCGCACAAUGGCGGAGCAAGUGAGCCGCGUGCUGGGCGAGGAGGGCCCGGUGCCGGAGUGCGUGGCGGUGGCGCCGGGUGCGCUGGCCCGCGCGCUGCAGGCGCUGGCCGUGCCCGCCGCCGUCGCGCCGCCCGGCGUCGUGCCGGACGCGCGCCCGCUGCUGCAGGCCGUACUUGCGCGGGCCGCUAAGCAGGGCAGUCGUCGUGCGUUACGCAUGUGCGUGUGCGGCGGCGAGGCUGCGGCGGCGGGCGGGCUGCGCGCGCACGCCGAGCUGGCCGCGCGCCGCCCGCACGACGCGCCACCGCUGCGCUACUACAUCAUACCCGUGGGUCAAUGCACAGUAUCCCGCUACUUAGCCGCCAACGACCCAACGUACGCGGCGCUGUUCGCGAGCGAAUCUUGGACGGCGCUGUGCGAGCGUGCUGUAGACGCGAGCAUGGCUGACAUCACCGAGAUGUCUUCGAGGAUUGCUAGGUAUUUGAACAGCAUCGGCCCGGUGAACAACAUUCCGAUUGGUGAGGCGAUGGUCGCGUACCGAGACAAGUCCGGUGAUGAGGAUUCUAGUCAGACAUUCGUUCCUUUCAUCGCCGAAGUACGCGUAGGGUGGGCGGAAGCGUGCGGCACAUCACUAGAGGGCGAGGAGGGUUCGCCCCCCGCGCGGCCCUCCCCGCCCGCCACGCCCGCGCCCGACCCGCUGCCGCCCGCGCUCGACCCGCUCGAGCUGCAGCUCGACUACUGGCUGGUGGGCGGUGCAAGCGGCGGCAAGAGUGCCGAGGGCUGCGAGGGUGGGACGGGUGGUGGGGGUAAAGUGACGGUGAAGGCUGCGUUCAGAGCGUUGUUAGUGACGAGACAUAACCACCACCUCGCCAUCACGUACCUGACCAAGGAGAAGAAGCAGAAGAUAAUGCGCUUGGGAAAGAAAAAGGAGAAGAGCGGGGAAAGUGAAGCGGGUCGCGCGCAUAGUGUAGAGGGCGUUGCGAGGCUGAUCUGCUCUGCUAAAGGGUCGCAUACGCCGCUUAAAGUAUACAUCGACGGCACAGAAUGGACGGGAGUGAAGUUCUUCCAACUGUCUACGCAAUGGCAGACGCACGUCAAAACGUUCCCCGUAGCUACGUGCGGGGCGCCGCUAGCAUCCUCUGAGUCCUAGAUCUAGAUCGAAAUAUAGAUCGAGAUCUAGAGCAAAACCUGGAUUUGGAGCUAAACCUUGGUCUAGGUCAAUAACUAGGCAUAUACCUAUAGAUAGAUAGCUAUCUAUAGAUAUAGGUAUUUAUGAAUUGAGACCUAGUUGUAGACCUAGAUCUGGAGUAAGAUUUCUAGAGAAGAAAUCUAGAGCUAAACCGCGCUGACGACUGACCUAGCUUUUUUAUGUAGCCUGAUUUGGUGUUUGCAGCUUUGAUGGUACCAUGUAAGGAAUGAUGUGAAAAAUAGAUGGGGUCUUGGUUGACUUUAAUAUUUCAUAUCUGAGAAUAUUGUUU